This is a messenger RNA of Solanum stenotomum, 654 nucleotides long. RefSeq lists its product as uncharacterized. NCBI's taxonomy places the organism in Eukaryota, Viridiplantae, Streptophyta, Magnoliopsida, Solanales, Solanaceae. The record is from RefSeq and is a predicted model, not a curated record. The transcript has a single exon. The coding region runs from base 1 to 654 and encodes 217 amino acids.
AUGCGGAUUGGCAUACUUGGAAGAAACAAUUUGGGCCUGAUCGAUGGUAGAUGCAGAAAAGAAGGUUUUGGUCCAAAUCUUACUGAUCUAUGGGAACGUUGCAAUGCAAUUGUCCUUUCAUGGAUCAUAAACUCUGUUUCGAAAGAGUUAUUGAGUGGUAUUGUGUACUCUUCUGAUGUUUGGGCUGUUUGGAGAGAUCUUAAAGAGCGAUUCGAUAAGGCUGAUGGAUCAAGGAUCUUUCAAUUACACAGGGAGAUCGCAAUGAUAACUCAAGGAACGAGUAAUAUCUCUGAGUAUUUCACUCAUCUGCGCUUACUCUGGGCAGAAUUUGAUUGUCUAGCUCCAUUCCCUGGGUGUACUUGUAAAAAAUCCAGAGAUUUUGGAGAGUCUAUGACUAGGCAAAAGAUCUUACAGUUUUUAAUGGGACUUAAUGAAUCUUAUAAGCAGGCUCGAGGUCAACUUUUGAUGUUAAUUCCUCCCCCUUCGGUUAAUCAAGCCUAUUCCAUGAUGGUUGAAACAGAAAGUCAAAGGAGUAUGACUCAUGUUAUUGGUCCAAUGAUGAACAUAGAUAUUGCUGCAAUGGUAUCUGGACGUAAUUCUCAUCCUCACAAGUUCAAAAGAAUUGAAAAGUUCAGUGUGAUUACUGCAACAUGA